Cimex lectularius (bed bug) is the source of this 1414-nucleotide messenger RNA. RefSeq lists its product as uncharacterized. NCBI's taxonomy places the organism in Eukaryota, Metazoa, Arthropoda, Insecta, Hemiptera, Cimicidae. The record is from RefSeq and is a predicted model, not a curated record. Bases 615 to 1085 code for a protein of 156 amino acids. The transcript has 4 exons.
CCAAGUUAUAAAACUCAGCUUUUUGCUACUAUCUAAACGUUGGUAAAAGGUCGUGCCGGUUAUUUGACUCUUUCUGAACGCGCAAUAAUAUUAAGUAAGAAAAAUCGUACAAUGUAGAUUUCGGAAAUAUCAAGAAACAAAAGCAGAGUAGUAAAGUCAUUUCUACAUUAUUGAAUAAUUCAGAAGACUAGACAAAGAAGAAAAUAUCUGGUAGGCGAUCCGUCUUAACCAGCAGGGGAAAACCAGCAAUUUUGAGGAUCAGUUUCCAGGUUGACAGUUUAAAAAACCGCUCAAAGAGCUGUCCGACAACAUAAAAAACAUAAAGCGGGUCAUAAAUGAUGCUACGUACAUCCAGAGGAGGAAACUGAAACAACACCACCGCUAAAUAACGUUCAUAAGGAAAGCCAUAAACAUUUCUUCCGUGACCGUAUCUACUGGAAGUAGGAAUAGAGAAAGUCCUAUUCAAUAUAAUUUUUGUUCUGAUAAAAUGAACGGUAUACUAUAUCUAGAAUUAAUAGGAAAUCAAUUAACAAGGUACUCAGAAACAAUACUAAGUGAAUAAUUUGUAUUCUAGCAGCACAAUGCUCUUGUAACACACAAGUCACACAGAAAAAAUGGUAAAAUCUUUUUUUUUUAAUCAAUGGCCAACUGGGUCUCCAGUGUUUAAUAUAACUGAAAAUAUCUGGGAACAUUUGUCAAAGCUGUUUAUAAGGCUGCAGCCCGUUCCAGAACACAGGAGAGAUGAAACGCACAAAGAACAAGGAGAAGAAGAAAUUUUCUUAAGAUGUUUUCGCCUCUACGACCUACCAUAUCGAAUACUAACUGGUACUGGAGAAUGGACCGCAGAGGUUCAGAAUUAUUUUGUCAAUCGUUGUGACAGGGAAGCUCGCUUGAGGAAAACGAGCAAUGUACGAAAAGGAGGAUGCACUUUUUACGGCCAUUCCUGCUUCGGCGGCCACGGAAAAAGAUCAGACGAAUCGAUGGACCUGCAAGAGCAGCCGGAUUUGUACGAACAAAGGUUGAAGUCAUCCGAAUUUUUUAGACAGUGGCUCCAGGCGUACCGCACAGGACAAGUUUUGGAGUAGAACGACCCCCCUCAACCAACCCUUUGACUAACUGAAACGUCUCUUAGCACAUUAAAAAAACAAAAACACAUUUUAAUUGUGAAUAUAAUGUUAUUCAUUAUAAUUAAACCGUAGUGAUGCAAAUAUGUCUCUGGAGGAUUUAUCAAUUUGUAUUAAGUUAUUUAAUUAUUUAAUUUAUAAAAAUUAUUCCUUUGAUUCUACAUUCUAAAUCAGUCAGUCAGAAAAAAAAAAAACUAUUCAAUAAAUUAAACAAUUGAGGAGAAAGCGUUUGAUGUUGUGUUUUAUGGAAUUUUGUGUAAAUGUAUAAAUAUAUGAAGUCUAUUUAUUUA